Molecule: messenger RNA, 1711 nt
Organism: Paramecium pentaurelia
Lineage: Eukaryota; Ciliophora; Oligohymenophorea; Peniculida; Parameciidae
Source: the annotation of a GenBank genome assembly
AUGUCAACUGAAAUAGAAAAGAAAUUCUGUUCAAAACAUAACUUAGAAAUUUAAACAAUAGAUCUAAAAUAAUCAACUGCUGAAGAGAAUAAAUAUCUUUGCAUCAAAUGCCUAAUUGAGAAGAUAGAUAUUUAAAAUAUUGCUUUAGUUGAAGAGACAUAAAUAAUGAUAAAAUAAAUGAAGAGUGAAUAGUUGAAUCAUAAAAUCAAAGAGAAUCAAAAGAGAAUAGAGAAUUUUACAUAAAUUCAAUCAUAAUUAAAAGAAUUGAAAUUAUCAAUCAAUAACAUAAUUGAUAAAGUCUAAAGUAACAUAGAUUAAAAAUUGAAUUUAAUUGAGAAGGAAUUAGAAGAAUCAGAAUAAAAAACUCUAAUUUCUUCUUUUGAAGAUGAUGUAAAAAUCUUAUCAAAGAAUUACAAAGGAUAAUUUAGUUUUGAAGUUCCUAAGGAAUCGUAGAAGUAUAUUAAUGACAAUUCCUAUAUUGAUUCAAUUUAAUAAUAGUUGGAAUCUAUAACUAAAAGUCCAAUGUUUAUAUAAAUUAAUGAAACAUUGCAAAUGUGUAAAUUUUAAGACUAAACUUAAGAAUUAAAGUAAGUUUAAUUACUUACCAAAAAAGAAGAUGACCCAUAAGUAUUAAUAUUUUAUAAAUUAAAUAGAAAACACCAAGUUUAAAGAUUCAAUGCAAUAAACAUGGAAAAGAAAUAAUAAUGUUGAAUUUGAAUCCAGAAUCUACAAAAUUUUCAAGAUUAGCUUGUGUAAAGUGUAUCAAAUCAAAUGAUCCUAUUAAAUAUACAACCUUUAGUGAUGCAAAUUUUAGAUGGAAUGAAUAUUUGGGAUAAACAAGUGAUUAAAUUAAUAAAUUUUUUGAAUUAAAGAUCUUUAAGAACCUAAUCAAUUAUUGAGAUUCUUGAAGAUAUUAAGAAAAAGUAUAAUACUACAAUUUCAGAAAUUAUUAAUAAGAUAAACACUCAAUCAUAAAUUUUCUAAUAUAAUUAAACGAAUGAAUAUAAUGAAAAUAUUAUUUAUGAGAUGAAGCCAGAGUAAGUUAAUGAAUUAACUGNUAUGCAAUCUAAUUGUAGAAAUGAGGAAAUGGUUAAAUAGUUAAAAAUAGAUAAAGUAUAACUUAAGAUUUUUUUUGAAGUAGGUGAGGUAAUUCUCAUAAUCACUGACUUUCUCAACAACCUAUAAGCAUAGUAAUUGUUCAGUAACUUAAAAUGGAAAAAUGGUUGAGAAUAGUUCUGGUCAUUACAAUUGUUGCAUGUGUGAUUAAAUGAUCCCUAAGAAUGGAGUCAUCUAAUUUGCUAUCAAAAUUAUUGAAAUAUGUGAUUUAUUGAUUGGAAUUGGUUUUAGGGAUAUUGUAUACAGUAAAACUUAUCAAAAUAGCUGCUAUGUUGGAGGAGGGUAUGUAUUAUGAUAUUAAUUAUUCAAAAUAGAACAUAUAAUAUAGAUAAUAUUGGACGAUGUUGGAAUCAUGAUUAAUAAGAUAAAUGUGGUAAAUCGAUAGCAUUUUCAUUCUCAAAGAAUGAUAUAAUAAUUGUCGAAGUAGAUAUACAAAAGCAGUAUGUAAAAUGGAUAAAUUCAUCAACAAAUCAAACAUUCGUAUGAAUUUAUAUCCUAUUAGUCUCUUACUAUUGAUACAUCCAAAGAUCUAUACCCAUGUGUACAUUUUAAUAGCAGAAACAAACUCGAAAUAUUAAAUUAAGUUUUCAAAUGA